CUUCCGUUAACGAGAGGAAGCACUUCCGACAGCGCGCGUGGAGUUUGCGUUUGAUCUGUAUAGCCGUUGAUUUUCUGGGACUAAAAUAAUCUACUACAUUUGGCUUGUUUUAUUUAGCUAUGUCAACCAUUGGCAUUGUCUUACUGGACGUAAGACAAGUUGUGACCGAGCUGGCUUAGUUGGUGUACGUGAUGACUGUGUGGCUACCCGCAAGGGCAGAGUAGUACUGGAAAUGUGGAAGAUGUAUUUAAUCAGGUUACGCAUGCAUGUUGCCUUAGUGUAGAUUUAGAAUCACGAACUCAUGAGUGAAGGGGGCUGCAUAUGCCGCUUUAUUUUUCGCCAGCAAAAGAAGCCAGAUAUUUUCUAGAUCCAUUUGUUAAUCUUACACACUUGGGUACGCCAGCUAUUAGCCAUAAAACUGUUGGACAUCAUGGAAAAAUCUGGGAUGUCGACGAAACAGAAGGAGAAAAAUGAGUGUAGUCACUUAGGUGAUGCAUCUGAAAUGAAGGGAAAGCCUUUCGAUGGCUUGAAACUGGCAUCUCAUGAAGUUUUGGAAAAAGCCCAGAUGACGGGCAGGUCGAAGUGCCCCAAGUGUAACGGUUCAAGGAUGUUUUAUUGUUACACAUGUUUCUCAUUAGUAGGUGUGAGCCAAGAUGACGUACCCAAAAUCAAGCUUCCAGUUAAAAUAGACAUCAUUAAGCAUCCUCAUGAAACUGACGGAAAGAGCACCGCGGUACACGCCAAACUUAUUGCGCCUGAUGACGUCACCGUUUACACCUACCCCUGCAUCCCGGAGUACGAGAAUGAAAAAUAUAAAGUUGUCUUGGUCUUUCCUGGUCCGGGUUCAGUGACCGUAGAGGAAAUGAUGGAGGAACUACUUAGGGUCCCUGGUAAAGGUGGGGCCCCUUCUGCUGGGGAGCCCUCCCCAAAGAGGGUGAAGAGAGAUGAUGAGUCUGAAGAGAGAGAGAGCACAAAAUUGCAACAGCGAGACUGUGUGCUCCAAAAGGUCAUCUUCAUCGAUAGCACAUGGAAUCAAACAAAUAAAAUAAUCUCAGAUGAGCGGCUUCAAGCCUUGCUGCGAGUUGAACUGAAGACAAGGAAAACCUGUUUUUGGCGUCACCAGAAGGGGUCCCCAGACACAUACCUGGCAACAAUUGAGGCCAUCUAUUACUUCCUGAAGGAUUACCAUGUGCUCUGCCUGUCACAGGACUAUCAAGGAGACUACGACAACCUCCUGUACUUCUUUGCGUAUCUGCACAAGCUGAUUAACAGUGCUAAGCACGCUGCAGGGAGGCUGUAAGGCGAGCCUACGUGUCCCAAAGUGGGAUGUGCUGUACUCCUGCAUUUUUCUUUAUUGUGCAGGCAGACAUUGGCCGUAAGAUCUGCAGAAUACUUGUCCUGUUGUAGAUAUGACUGUACAUACUGUCCUGAUUGUUAUAUUUAAUGUAUUUUUUUUUACAUUAAGUUUUUACAAAUGCGUCACUAAUAGAUUGUAAUUCUGAUUUCAUUUUGGAGCUGAGAAAUGGAGUGCGAUCAGCGCUGCACAGAACAUGCUUUUCAUUUCUCUAGGGAAUGCAAAUCUGGAAAUAAAAAGUAAAAAAAAAAACAUUCAUUUAGG
Molecule: messenger RNA, 1618 nt
Organism: Brienomyrus brachyistius
Lineage: Eukaryota; Metazoa; Chordata; Actinopteri; Osteoglossiformes; Mormyridae
Gene: dtwd1
Product: DTW domain containing 1
Exons: 4
Coding region: 431-1300 (289 amino acids)
Biological process (GO): tRNA modification
Cellular component (GO): nucleus
Molecular function (GO): tRNA-uridine aminocarboxypropyltransferase activity
Source: RefSeq, a predicted model, not a curated record